This is a messenger RNA of Acipenser ruthenus (sterlet), 2781 nucleotides long. RefSeq lists its product as uncharacterized. The coding region runs from base 515 to 2167 and encodes 550 amino acids. Gene Ontology annotation, molecular function: ubiquitin protein ligase activity. The record is from RefSeq and is a predicted model, not a curated record. The transcript has 11 exons. Gene Ontology annotation, biological process: positive regulation of DNA-templated transcription; ubiquitin-dependent protein catabolic process; protein ubiquitination. Gene Ontology annotation, cellular component: cytoplasm; nucleoplasm. Lineage: Eukaryota; Metazoa; Chordata; Actinopteri; Acipenseriformes; Acipenseridae.
GGGGCGAUCUAUUAAUACUUGUAUAAGGUCUUUCCUGCAUUUCAACUUUUGGUGCCGGUUCAGUAGUCUCUACUUACAUUGAUCGUAGUUAUGACUCACGAUUUGAAAUAUGCAAUCGUUAUCAAGCGUUAACGAAGUACUAUUUUAAAAUGUUUACUGUAGCUCAUAUGACAGUUAACAGCACCAGUCAUUGAUUGUGCCACAUGAUUUUAUGUAAAUGUACGAAAAACAAUAGAUUGUGGCUAAGCUAUUUGCAAAAAGCAUGUGUUUGUGCAGCGCGGUGUCGCGGUGAACCUAGGCGGCGUUCUCACUCGGGUCUGGUUCGUUUCGUUUGAAGCAAUGUAUUAAUUUUUUUUUCUGUUCACACAUGUGAGCAUAGUUUAGAUGAAAGGUCUUGGAAGUUGUGAAAAAAGGGUGUUCUGAUGAGACAUUUUGAAAGUAAUUUUUUUACUUUUUAAUAACCUGUAUAGUUUAUGCUUAAAGUAAAGAGUGAUAAUACAACCAGGCGGGAGCAAUGAACUCUUUGCUUGAAGAAUCUGAUGGAAAUGCUUCAUGCUCGUUUUUGACGUCCGAGACCAGCAGCCCUGACUCCCUGAACAAGGGCUAUUUGUUCGAUUCCUCCGGUAACAGCAGUUUUGAUGAUGCAGAUUAUGUUAUUCCUGAAACACCAAGCCCAGUUUUCUCUAAAAUGAGUAAGAGGCACAAUGAAUUAAAGCCAUCCUGCAGUAGAAAUCUCAUCAAUGAAGGAAAAUGCAAGAAUGGACUGAGUAAAGCAGUUGAUUUAAAGGAAGAUGAAGGUGCACUGCCCAAUACUCCCUCCCUUCAGAAACCAAAACGACAGAGGCUCUGUCCAGUUGAUGCAUUGCAGUUGUCCAGCAAGAAGGACAGUAAAGAGGCGAGCUGCAGGAGGAGGUCCUGUGGAAAAGCUGCACUGCACAAUGGAUUCAUGCCUGGCUCCCGCUUGUUGGACACAGGAGAGUCUACCUCUAACCAUCACUGGCCAAACAUGUUCCCUGGCGCGCUUGGCAUGCCGUUUUCCUCUGAAACGUUCCGGGUGACAGGAGAGAAAAUAUCUGCUGCUUCAUUACUUUUGAAGGAAGGUUCGGGCCAACCCAGGUGCACCAGGAGCAAAGGGGAAUCUGAUGCAAAGAGUCGCCAAAGAGGAAGCAAGGGGAAGUCACAUUCUAAAUCCAGAUCAAAGACUGUUCAAGCUUCCCCUAUGGCUCUGCAGGGCUUGAGUUCUCCAACUCUAGAUCUUGCAGCAGAUCCUGUUAAUGGUGGUUCUAACAGUAGCUCUCCUAGUUUAGCCCCCCGCUCUGUAUUGGAAAUAGCAAAUUCUGAAUGGAUUGAUGUGUUGGAAAGGCCAGCCAAUCUGUCAUGGGGACAGAAUUCCGCCUCCCAGAGGAGCAAGCCCCCACUGCUGGUGAUUAACGAUGAGGCAGAAAUAUUAAUCAGCGAUGAUGAAACAGGCAAUGAAGCUGUGGUUCGAAAUGCUCAGAUGGAAGAAGAUGAAGCCUUCGCUCGAUGCCUCCAGGCACAGUUUGACAGUGAAGAACAACAGCCUGCAGUUGGGCAAGGUCCAUCUAUGAGGCCCAGAGCACCCACGUUCGGGGUCAGUGAUUCAACAGGGUUCUGCGGUAUUCCAGGCUGUUAUGCACUUGCUUCCAGUCAUGUAGGUUAUUGUAGGAGAUUUGGGUGUAGUGAAAACUCCAUGACAGAGGGGAUUCCUAAUCAUUUGGAACAUUGUCUCAUGUUUGCUCACCAAGCCACAGGAUACAACAGGCCUACCCGUUCUCGUGGAAAUGGAAGAUCCAGGCGCUCAAGGCAAAGGCAGCACAUUCAAGAUCUGCUUGAUGAGAGUCAGGGGGACAAUUAUGAGGCACUUCUAGCUUUUGAGGAGAGUCAGGGUACAGCCUUGGGGAAGAAGACUCUUAGCAAGGGAGAGAUCAACCGCUUACCUACAAAACUGUUCAACCCUGCCUAUGCUGCUGGAAAGACUGACUGUCAGAUCUGCUUCUGCAGCUACACGGAAGGAGAGCAGCUAAGGUUGCUGCCUUGUCUUCAUGAUUACCAUGUGCCAUGCAUUGAUCGCUGGUUACAGGAAAAUGCAACUUGUCCCAUCUGCAGAGUGGAUGUUACCACAGAUGAAAACCUCAUUGGAAUGUGAAAUGUGAAUGUGAAAACUUCAUUGGAAAGUCAGGAGCCAUUCUCUGCAAUCUGGGUUGAUUCGAUACCUUAACUACUUUAACCUCAGGAUAUAUUGAUAGUGCUUUAACCAGCUAAUGCCUCCUUAUCAGAACAAUGGAUUGAGGAAGCCAAAGGUAUCAUAUGACCAUUGAAUGUUUUUGUUUUAAUUGUAACUUUUAAGUCAAAGAUACAAAAGGAGCUUUAAUGUCAGUUAUCAGCCUUAAAGCUUCAAGUUGGUAAAUCACUUUGCCCAACAUGGUUCUUGUAUCUGAAAUGUUUUUAUUCUGUAGUGUUAAAUGUUUGGUCAUUUUGGGGGCCCUUUGUUUUAUUUAUUUUAACACUUUUACUACUUGUUUUACCACCUGUUUGGUGAUGCUUUUGCACCACAAGCAUCACUGGUACAUAUGGCCAUUUUUUUAAAUAAACUAUUUGGCAACAAAAAAGUGUUUUGUCCUUAAGUGUUAAUUGUUUUGUAUCAUGAAAGACAUUUUUUAUAAAAUAUAAAAAGUGUGUUUUUAUUUAAUAUCUGAAAUCUCAUGAGUUGUUUCUUGGUGAUUUUGAAUAUUAUCUUUUAAACAUAUAUAUAUAUAUAUA